AUGUGGCAGUUCCACCACAUAGACUCACAAUUUGGCAGCCUUUUUAGAGAUGCAACACCACCACCACCACCAUCACCACAGCGAGAGGGAUGGACGCUUUUGAUCAAAGUCGACUACGCCCUGAGGCUCACCAAAAACAGCCACAAAAACAGCCGUUUCCUCUUGCUCGGAUCUUCGGAGAGCGACACGCCAGAGCAAACUCCUGGGGACACUCCGAGCCCGCAGAACCCCUCUGGAUGCCAGCAGCCACCUCCAGCGCGGCUCGGCUUUGAGAGAAUUGCCCGCAACCAGGGUCUGCAGAGCGUUCUGAAGGCUGGGACCCAACAGCAAGGCUGCGGGAGCAGCGUGGGACCUUGCGUCCUUCCGCAAAUAGAGACUGGCAGCAAGCUGACAGUCAGAUAUGACUGUCCAAAACUGGUAGCCACAGCCGUGUUGGUAGCCCUGGUCUCACUGAUCCUUAACAACGCAGCUGCCUUUACUCCCAACUGGUGUACCAGACCCUGGAGGGACGGCGCAAGCGCAGCGUGGGGGCUCUGGAAGAUGUGCUGGCUGGCAGAAAGGAGCAGAGGAGGUGCGAGCACGAGUGCCAGGCAUGGGCAAGGGGAGGAGCGCGAGUGUGAAACCCUGGGCUGGGGUUCAGAGUCAGCUGGGUUCCAGGAGUCACGCAGCACUGUCAAACUGCAGUUUGACAUGAUGCGUGCCUGUAACCUCAUCGCCACGGUUGCUCUGACUGCUGGCCAGCUCAUCUUCGUCCUGGGCCUGAUGGAGCUACCCAUCAUUUCUCAGGAUACACAGUGGUGGGAGGAGGCCAUAGCUGCUGUCUUUCAACUUGCCAGUUUUGUUCUGGUCAUUGGACUGGUGACUUUCUACCGCAUCGGACCCUACACCAACCUCUCUUGGUCUUGCUAUCUGAACAUUGGAGCCUGUCUUUUGGCCACCUUGGCAGCUGCUAUUCUCAUAUGGAACAUCCUUCACAGGCGUGAGGACUGCAUGGCACCCCGGGUCAUCGUCAUCAGCCGUACCCUGACUGCUCGCUUUCGCCGUGGCCUGGAAAAUGACUACGUGGAGUCACCGUGCUGAAAGAGUGGACUGGAAAGGGGAAAGAUCUCCAAGGGGAUCUGCAUUACAGUUGUUUUCUAUAAAUAUAUGCUAUAAUUUAAAAGUAAGGGUUGAAAGACAUCACAAAGCUCACUCUUGUGCGCAAAGGCCCUCAGCUACUAUUUGGAUGGGCUCCAUCUAUAUAUAUAUAUAUGUAUAAAACACAUAAUUUUAUAUAUAUUAUAUUAAAUUGCCCUUUCCCUCUGCUGUACAGCACAGAAUGUUGGAUUGUCAGAAUCCUGACAGAGUUUCACAGCUACAUGUCAGCAGGGUCAGCUGUAGCAGACACAAAGUCUAUGCAAUGAGAACACAGGAAAGAGGCAACCAAGUACCCUUUCUGUCUGUGUAAAGUUAUUCUGCUCCUUAAUAAUAAUGUCAAAACCUAUAGGAGACCAGUGACAACAGCUUUGGAGUUAACUGCCAAGCUAGGAAUGCAGAAAACUCACAAUAGAAUAAGUGAUGAUUUUAACAACUGUUUAAUUUCACAGUUCUUUCCAUCCACCUCUCUCCAAGGAGCUUUUCGUUAGCUGCAAUAUCUGCUCCCCAGCCACAGCAUAGCCCAGACAGUAAAAAACAAAAGCAACCUUAACCAGACUAACUGUAAAGGAGUGCAGAAGAAUAAAGCUGCAUUUUUUCAGACACUUUUGUAUCCUGAGACAAAGGUUGGAUUUACCUUAGAUGCAAGCAGGCAUGGCAUGAAAAAUCAGAAGGGUAUGCAGCUAGAGCAGGCCACGCACGUUGCUGACAAGUCUACUCCAGUGUCUCAAUGAGGGCAGGUAUCUACAGAAGGUCUCCUGGACUUCCUAAUCAUCACAGAUACUAUCAAUAUGCAGUGUUGGGAAUUAUUAUUACAACUCAAAAAUCAAUUCCUUUUCUUCCCAGCUUGCCUUAUUUAACAUUUGCUGUGACUGACAGAUCAUAGUGCUGUAUGUCAGGACACUCAGCUCUGCCCAGCCGCGCUCAGAGGCACAGAGCACACUGAGCAUUGGCAAACGUAGCUGCCACUCAGACACUCACAUCUGAGAAUAAGGCACAUACAGAGCACUUAAGCAUGAGACUGAAAAAAGACCUGCCUGGUAACUUAAUAUGGCAAUGAAGUGACAAUUAGUACCUUUGGAGUUAGACAAAAUGUUUCUAAGCCUAACCCUGAGAAGCACAGGGGCUCACAAAUCACAGAACUUUGGAGGUUGGAAGGGACCUCCUGAGAUCCUUGAAUCCAACCUCCCUGCCAAGGCAGGAUCAUCUAAGGUAGUUCACACGGGAAUGCAUCCAGGUGGGUGCUGAAAGUCUCCAGAGGAGGAGACUCCACAACCUCUCUGGACAGCCUGUUCCAGUGCUCUGUUGCCCUCAUGAAAGUCAUGUACGUGGCAAGUUCAGAAUGAAAAAAAAAGGUCAAAAACUUAUUAUGUGAAAUACACAGGAUACAGGAAGUUUAGGCACAAUCAGAUGUUCCUAAACUCUGAGGAUGUUACUGCAAGCACAGUUACUGAUGGGUUUGAAGGACCACGAGCUGUGAAGGUCACAGAUCCUUUGGGACUGUUGUGUUGCUCCCAGCUGAGUGCACUGCUUUUCUCCUUCAUCACCAUUUCCAGCAUACUUGGUUAAAAUGUGAUCACCAAGCUGGCUCUUCAGUUCUGUCCUGCACUCAGUUCUGAUGUGAUAAGAAACUCAACCCCAACUGCUGCUCUGCACAGUGUUCCAAGUGAGCAAGGCCCUGCAGAGACUGAUGUUCUAGAACAACUGCAUUGCUCUAGACCAUCAGGGUAUUAGACCGGAAAGCCGACAAAGAGUUUCUUCUAGCAGUAGGUUUGUAAAAACCAACUAAGAUUUGUAUUCAUUUUGCCUGCAUUGCUUUCUGGGAAACAUUUUCUAGAAAUAAUAUGCUAUGAUUAAUGGCAGGGUUUGUUGUUGUUGUUGUUUUUUAAAUAAACUAUUGGACUAUUUAAGAGACAUGAUAUUAUUUCUUCUAAUAUUGCAAUAUCCAUAUCAUAAUAAUGGACAUUUACAGUUUAAAAAUCAGCUAUGUGGUCAGCCAAUUUGUAAUACUCACUCAGUAUUACUGUGAUUACUUUAGAUUUAUAAAUAAAGGUGUGAAUGUUCAUUUUCUUCUAGUGAUAA
Molecule: messenger RNA, 3216 nt
Organism: Pogoniulus pusillus (Red-fronted tinkerbird)
Lineage: Eukaryota; Metazoa; Chordata; Aves; Piciformes; Lybiidae
Gene: TMEM204
Product: transmembrane protein 204
Exons: 6
Coding region: 1-1080 (359 amino acids)
Biological process (GO): lymph vessel development; regulation of vascular endothelial growth factor receptor signaling pathway; smooth muscle cell differentiation
Cellular component (GO): plasma membrane
Source: RefSeq, a predicted model, not a curated record